AACUCGCUCGCGGGCUGAACCAUGUCCUUGAGCCCCAAACACUCAACGCCUUUCUCAGUGAGCGAUAUUUUGAGCCCGAUCGAGGAGACCUUCAAGAAGUUUGCAGCCAUGGAGAGCAGCGCGUGCCUGGCGUCUCCUCUGUACAGACAGACUCAGGUGUCUCAGGCGAACCUGCAGCAGCACAGCAUGAGCCAUAACACCUACCACAUGCCGCACUCGCAGUUCUCGCACAGCGCCAUGGGAGGAUACUGCAACGGGACUAUCGGCACCAUGGGAGACCUGCCGUCCUAUCAGGAGAGCAUGAGGAACGGCGCGACGGCCACGGCUUGGUACGGCUCGAACCCGGAGCCCAGGUACCCGACAAUCUCCAGGUUUAUGGGUCCCUCGGCGGGCAUGAACAUGGGAACAUUACCGGGCAUGGAUGCAAGUAAAUCUAUGGUGACUUUACACGCGGCGCCGCGGAGGAAACGGCGCGUGCUCUUCUCUCAGGCGCAGGUGUAUGAGCUGGAGCGCCGCUUUAAGCAGCAGAAGUAUCUGUCGGCGCCGGAGAGGGAACAUUUGGCCAGCAUGAUUCACCUGACCCCGACCCAGGUCAAGAUCUGGUUCCAGAAUCACCGGUACAAAAUGAAACGCCAGGCGAAGGAUAAAGCGUCGCAGCCGCAGCAGCAGGACAGCGGAAGCCUGUGCGCGCAGCAGUCGCCGCGGCGCGUUGCAGUGCCGGUGCUGGUUAUUUUUUUUUUUUUUUACCGUUCAUGA
Messenger RNA from Sinocyclocheilus rhinocerous, 756 nucleotides. RefSeq names its product NK2 homeobox 4b (gene nkx2.4b). Gene Ontology annotation, molecular function: RNA polymerase II cis-regulatory region sequence-specific DNA binding; DNA-binding transcription factor activity, RNA polymerase II-specific. The transcript has 2 exons. Lineage: Eukaryota; Metazoa; Chordata; Actinopteri; Cypriniformes; Cyprinidae. Gene Ontology annotation, cellular component: nucleus. Gene Ontology annotation, biological process: regulation of transcription by RNA polymerase II; cell differentiation. The coding region runs from base 22 to 756 and encodes 244 amino acids. The record is from RefSeq and is a predicted model, not a curated record.